Molecule: messenger RNA, 2013 nt
Organism: Lasiodiplodia theobromae
Lineage: Eukaryota; Fungi; Ascomycota; Dothideomycetes; Botryosphaeriales; Botryosphaeriaceae
Product: Arylsulfotransferase
Exons: 2
Coding region: 1-2013 (670 amino acids)
Source: RefSeq, a predicted model, not a curated record
AUGGCAGCCACCACUUCGCUGCUGACGCUGCUGCUGACGCUUCUCGCCUGCAGCGCCGCUGUAUUGGCAGCCGAGGCCGAGACAGACCCGGUCUCUUUCUUCUAUUCGCGCCCAGACAUCAAGCCACCGGACAUUAACAUCGACGUGUACGACCCCGACGCCGUGUCUGACGGUUACAUCUUUGUAUCACCAUGGCGCCUCUCUGAAGAAGGUCCAGAUCGUGGACCUUACAUAUACGACAAUGCGGGGGACCUGGUAUGGGCCGGCGCUGCUGACUUCGGCCCUGUGACUGUCCACCACCCGCAUGUCUGCCAGUACAAGGGCCGCGACCACCUGUGUAUGUUCUUCUGCUUCUUCCAAGGCACUACGAACCCAGGCUUCGGUCGUGGCAUGGGCGCCAUUCUGGAUGAGUCGUAUCGCGUAGUCAAGACGGUCCAGGCAACUGGAUCAGUGCCUGCCUCGGACAUGCACGAGUUCAACUUGGUCGAUGGUGGCAGAGGAGCGAUUCUCAACGUCCUGUCGCCACGCCAGUACGACUUGUCGCCGUUUGGCCAAUCUUCUGGCAUGGGCUGGAUCAUCGAGUCCAUCUUCCAAGAAGUCCGCGUCGAGACUGGGGAACUGCUCUUCGAGUGGCGGAGCCUGGAUCAUGAAGAGACCUCGCCCAAGAACAGCCCGCUGCCUCUCAACGGCAACUUUGUCGCCGGCGAUGGCAGCAAUCCCGACAAGCCGUGGGACUACUUCCACACGAACUCGAUCGACAAGAGCCGGGGCGGCGACUACCUGAUCUCAGCCCGCCACUUCAGCACCCUCUACAAGAUAUCCGGCAAGACGGGCAAGGUCGUCUGGGAGCUGCGGGGCCUGGAAAACGAGCCCUACGCCAAGGACUUCAACUUCUCCAGCCAGCACGACGCGCGCUGGGUGUCGGACAACGCGACGCACAGCGUCAUCACCGUCUUCGACAACGCGUGGGACGGCAUGACGACCACGAACGCCUACUCGCGCGGCCUCAUCAUCGUGCUCGACCACGCCGCCAAAACGGCCAAGCUCUUCGGCGAGUACGUCUACGACGACGGCGAGCUCCUCGCGCACUCGCAGGGCAGCAUGUCCAUCAUGCCCGACAACGACAACGCCUUCGUCGGCUGGGGCGCCGUCCCCUUCUUCUCCGAGUUCACCAAGGACGGCGCCCCCGUGCUGCGCGGCCAGGUCGGCCGCAACGGCUCCGAAGUCAUGGUCUACCGCUCGCGCAAGCACACGUGGACGGGCGUGCCCAGCGCCGCGCCGACGCUGUGGACGUACUCCAAGGACGGUGUCAACGACACCGUCUUCUACGUCUCCUGGAACGGCGCCACCACCGUCGCCAGCUGGAAGUUCUACGCGGCGCGCGAGCCCGCCGGCCCGUGGAGCCUCGUCGGCGCCGCGAACAAGACGGGCUUCGAGACGCGGCUGCGCGCCGAGAACUACACGCAGUGGUCGUACGCUGAGGCCAUCGAUGCCGACGGCGUGCUGCUGCGCCGCAGUGCGAUUGUCAGCACCUUCGUGCCGUCGGAGCAGCUGCGUCCGUUCUGCGGCGACCUGGCGUGCAUCACGCAGAAUGUGUCGAAUCGCGAUAUCCUGCCGCUGCCGCCGGCGGUUGAGGCGCAGCAUCCGGAUCAGUUCGUCUUCAAUGCUGGGUUUGACGGGAAGAGGCAUUACCCCCCGCAGCCUGGAAGGCCGAAGAUCUCUCUCACGGCGCAGGUGCUGCCGCCUGUGUUGCUAGGCUUCGCGGGUUUCUUUAUUGUGUUCUUGUUUUGGUUGACGCCGAAGUUGGAUGCGAAGUGCUUUGGGAGGUCGAAGGGCUACAAGAGGGUGCAGGAUCAGGGAAGCGAUCCGGGUACGCCGGGGUUCAGUGAGAUUCAGGAGAGGAGGCAGCAGCCGGAAAGCCCGGAGAUGGCUGUGUUGGAUACAGAUGAGGAGAGUGAGGGGGAAGAGAAUGAAACCGAUCGCUUGACGGGAAAGUCUGGAGAGAGUCAUUGA